ACAACGAGAAAUAAAAAAGGCUUAUGACAAAUAAGUCUCUUUUCUAAGCCUAGCGAAGUUUCAAAUUCUGAUUCAGCAUAACUUGCUCAAUCUUUUCUAACUGCUCACACUAAUACAUUAUCAUAUACAAGUUAAGAUUUCACAAAAGAGCCAAGAAGAAGAACUAUGAGGAAGCGUCAAGUGGUGUUAAGGAGAGCAUCGCCGGAGGAGCCUUCUAGAAUCUCCUCGACGGCUUCCUCUCGGAUGUUGAGAGGUGUGAGAUACGGCGAGUGUCAGAAGAACCACGCCGCAGCAGUUGGAGGCUACGCCGUUGACGGCUGCCGGGAGUUCAUGGCAAGCAACGGAGAGGAAGGUACGGUGUCAGCGCUAACUUGCGCCGCCUGUGGCUGCCACCGCAGUUUCCACCGGAGAGAAACCGAGGUUGUUUGCGACUGUGAGUCACCUCCCUCGAGUGGGAAUUAGACCAGCAAAACUAGAGCUGGCUAAAAAAUUGUUCCUGUCUUUGUGUGUUAUAUAUUCUCAUAGGGUGAAACUGAAAAUAUUAUAGCUUUCUUAAUGUCAAGGAUUUGUGUCUCUUUAAGAAUUUUCAAAGUACACUUAUUAUAUAUUGAAAGUGGUAAAAGAUUUAUUGUAAUUGGAUGCCUUCUGAGUUUGAGAA
This is a messenger RNA of Brassica oleracea var. oleracea, 658 nucleotides long. RefSeq names its product mini zinc finger protein 2-like. The record is from RefSeq and is a predicted model, not a curated record. Gene Ontology annotation, molecular function: DNA-binding transcription factor activity; transcription cis-regulatory region binding. NCBI's taxonomy places the organism in Eukaryota, Viridiplantae, Streptophyta, Magnoliopsida, Brassicales, Brassicaceae. The transcript is spliced from 2 exons. Gene Ontology annotation, cellular component: nucleus. Gene Ontology annotation, biological process: regulation of DNA-templated transcription; regulation of developmental process. Bases 166 to 462 code for a protein of 98 amino acids.